CUGGCGGGAAAACCCUCUGAAUAUAACUCGGAUACGGAGGGCGCUGAUUACGGGAUAAAAUAUAGAGCAGCCAGGCUCCACCACGUUAUGUCGACGGCCUUCCUCGUGGACAGUCUCCUGCACGCCCAGCAGACCUACACGGAAAGCCAGCUAAAGUCCAGCCUGAGCGAGAUGCUCCUCUCGCGACGUUCGGGCGCGGAUCCCGCGGUGGAUCCUGCGGAUCAGCCCUCCGCCGAGUCCUGCGGCUGCUCCAAGCUACGCGGCUACAAGUGUGAUAAGUGCCGCGAGUUACGUGCCGAGAGUGUGGACAGCAUCGAGAUGGAGAUGGACGAGGACGAUGGUUCCUCGUCGGCGGAUGAUAUUGUGGCCGAUAUCGGCAGUGUCGAGGGCGAGGAGCCGCACAUGGACCUGGACGAGGAGCUGGAGCUGGACGAACUGGCCGAGGUGGACGAGCCCGUGGCAAUCAAAUUGCCCAAGGUGGAGCCCAAGGAGGCCAGCCUGCCGGCGGGGGGCAACACCAUCCUCAAGGAUACCAACAGCAAGCCCAUCCUCAAGUUCAGCGUCAGCGCGAUCCUGGGGGACACCCGGGAGGGAGUCCGGGUCAGGAAUGAAUUCAUGCAACCGCAGCAUAUAUGGCCUUAUCUGCAGCAGAACUUCAUGCAGCAGCACUCGCAUCAAUAUCAGCAACACCAUCCGCAGCAGCAUCCCAAUCCCCACCAGCAGCACCAGUCGCUGCCAGUGCCAGGACACCACCAUGCCCAUCCGCAUCCUCAUCCGCACUCGCAUCAUCAUCACCAUCACCCCCAUCCGGGGGCGGGGCACGCCCACUUUCCGCAUCCCGCAUUUCUAACGCAUCAACUGCCGCCGCAGCAGCAGCAGCAGCAGCAACAUGCACAGCAGCAACAUCAGCAGCAUCCCGGCAAUAGUUGUCAACCGCAAACCGCAUCCUCGUCGUCGUCACCUGGCAGCACAAUUAGUGAUAGCGACAACAAUCACGGGGCAACUGCCCAUGGGAAUGGCAGUUCUGGCCAGGAUGGUCGACCGCACGAGCUGGCGAAUCCCAAUGCCAAUGCCGACGAGGACAAUGCCAGUCGAAGAUUAACGCAAGACAAGCAGCUGCUGGGCGCCGGGGGAGGCGGAGGAGCAGGGGGAGGAUCUGCAGGAGGAGGAGGAGGAGGUCAUGGCCAUCCGACGCCGCCGCCACCGCCUCCUCCGCCGGUGAUUGCCAAGCCCAUGCCCAGCCGUCCCACGCCCUUCCUGCCGCACACCCUCAACCACCCGCACCUCCACUCGCUGCUGGCCCACUGUCGCAAUCCCUACAUGAGUGUUGGCGCCCAAGUGUUUCCCCUGCCGCCUGGCCAGGGAUUCCCCUGGGCUCACUCGACUCGUGGGAAGCCCCGCCGUGGGAUGAUGCGACGUGCCGUCUUCUCAGACUCACAGAGGAAGGGCCUGGAGAAGCGGUUCCAGCAGCAGAAGUACAUCAGCAAGCCGGAUCGCAAGAAGCUGGCCGAGAGACUGGGAUUAAAGGACUCUCAGGUGAAAAUUUGGUUUCAAAACAGGCGGAUGAAGUGGCGCAACUCCAAGGAGCGGGAGCUCCUGGCCAGCGGCGGUUCCCGCGACCAAACCCUGCCCAACAAGAACAACCCCAAUCCGGAUCUGAGCGAUGCCAAGUGCGAUCGCCCACUGACGCCCCUUUCGCCCUCCCUGCUCUCGCCCAAUGGCAGUGCCACGCCCCCGCCCCCAGGAGCGGUGGCCAAGGAUGAGCCGCCAGCGGCCUCGGUGACGCCCAAGUCACCCAGUCAGUCGGCCAGCAGCAGGAGCUCGCCCUCGGUGGGCUAUGGCCUCCAGAUCAGCUCGCCGCCUCCGCUCCUCACCAGCCUCAAGAUGGGCGACCAAUCGGCCGCAGCCACGCCCACUCCGGGACCACCCACGGUUUCAUCCGCCGCCUCCUCGCCGCCGGGAGUAAGUGCCUCCGAGUUUCAGGCCAAGAUCAAUGCCGAGAUGCAGAAGCAACUGGUGGCGGCCGACCUGAAGUUCAAGCUGGAGAACAGCAUCCAGGAGGCCAAGCAGCGGAGGUUCGAGCAACUGCAGCAGCAGUUGCACCACUCGCCGCACUUCAGCGCCAUGAGGGAGGUGGAACUGGCCGCCGCCGCCGCGGCUGCGCAACUGCAUCAUCAUCACCAGCAGCAGCAGCAGCAACAUGCCCAGCAGCAACACGCACAGCAGCAACAUGCACAGCAGCAACAUCCAGCGGGCUCCGAGUUCAUGAAGCUCUACUAUGAUGACUACGACGACUCCAAUUCGGACAGUGACGAGGAGAUCAGCGUGACGUGAUUCGUGACCGGAACGCUGACUGGGAUUGCGGAUAAAUGUGGCACCUUGU
This is a messenger RNA of Drosophila biarmipes, 2383 nucleotides long. It is a transcript of the gene Dbx, whose product is annotated as atrophin-1. The record is from RefSeq and is a predicted model, not a curated record. Gene Ontology annotation, molecular function: DNA-binding transcription factor activity, RNA polymerase II-specific; DNA binding. Bases 88 to 2334 code for a protein of 748 amino acids. NCBI's taxonomy places the organism in Eukaryota, Metazoa, Arthropoda, Insecta, Diptera, Drosophilidae. The transcript is spliced from 5 exons. Gene Ontology annotation, biological process: regulation of transcription by RNA polymerase II.